Messenger RNA from Closterium sp. Naga37s-1, 696 nucleotides. The record is from the annotation of a GenBank genome assembly. NCBI's taxonomy places the organism in Eukaryota, Viridiplantae, Streptophyta, Zygnematophyceae, Desmidiales, Closteriaceae.
AUGCAGCGACAUCAGCGGACGACGAAGCACAGGGACGCUAUUCGCAACCAGGAGCUGGCGUUCGCCAAAGCAACCGGCCAGCAUCGCAUCCCCGACUGUCCGAAGGCGCGUGACGUGGAGCAUGAGGCUGUGGAGUCGCUUCUGGACACUCUGCUCUUCAUCACAAAGACGGACGCACCCAUAGAGAUGUGGGUGCAACUCGUCGACUUGACGGCGGUUCACUCCCAGAUGAGGCGACUCGAAGUCUUCAUCAGGGAGCGGUACAUUGACUGUGGGCAGCAGUUCGGUGCUAAAGCGAGCGCACAACUAUCACCGUUCCUUUCUCGGCAUAGUGCUGCAUGCAGCAGGCGCCUGAAAGUGCAGGGAGUGGACACCGACGGUGAGCCACGGGAGCAUGAGUUCACCCUGCACGAGGAGCAGAUUCCUGGCUACUCGGUGGGCGCUGGUGACCUCCCGUCUUGCAUUCGGACGUGCCGCUCGUUUGCGACGGAGCUGCUCUACAACCUCGACUUUCGGCUUGGCGACCUGUCGAACCUCAAUGCCGCAAAGCUGUUCAUGCCACGAACCUGGCCGCGUGGGAAAGAGGCGAGGGACGCGGAGUGCAAGGAAUACAUGGAGAAGCUGGCGGUGAUGUUCCAUGCGCGCGACAGGGAAGAGAUCCUUCCUGGUGAGUUCUCGUGUGUGUUGGCACACUAA